UCUACACACCCAGCCCCCUAAUAAUCAUAUCGGUUCCACCCUCUUUUUUUCCUUUAAUCACAAAUCAUUAAGCAGGUAGUAUCUCAGGGCCUCGUGUCACCUCGGUAGCCCAGUAUUUACAGAUGUAAAUUCUGUCAUUACCACCAGGUAUGGAACCAAGCAACCUUACUGGCAGAUCAACAAAGACCAGUCUCCUUAAAAAGGAAUUUAAGCGUUAGAAAUUAGUCUAUUCAUUACAUGCCCCAGAAUGAACCCUCAAAAGCAACACGAAAUUAUCCAACAGAUGUUACUGAAUUCCUAAACUGUCCCCCUCCAAGAGCAGGGUUAACCCUUCAGAGUUGAAAAGAAAAGAAAAAGACACAAAAGCAAGUCUGCAAUUCCUCUUAUACGCUUUAGGGCAUCAAAAGGGGUGGUCCUCAUUGCUUUGCAAAUACGCUAUCUAAAGAUAAUCAAUAUUUCCCUUAAGCGCUUAUGGCAAAACAACCAAGUGCCUUCAUUUUAAUUGCUGGCAAAGUGCACAAUGACUUGAUCUCUUUAAUAUUUCACUCAUAGUAGCAGCCACUGAGCUAUGACUAACCCACUCUCCCCAGCAUCACCACUGGCUCCAGAUGGCAAGAAAUACAUUCCCUUCACUCCUGCCUGGAAAGCGAUUUGGAUUUUUUUUUUUUUUUUUUACUUUCACCCAGUUUUACCUGCAGUGAUUGUUUCACCCCGGAAAGAAAAUGGGUGGCGGACGAAGAUUAAUGUUAAGCGAAGUACAGCUUGCACCUUCUCUUCCUUUGCAAGAAGAUUUUGUUUAUCACUGGAAGGCAAUUACCCAUUACUACAUAGAGACUUCGGAUGAUAAAGCCCCAGUGACAGAUACAAAUAUCCCUUCUCAUCUGGACCAGAUGUUAGGUAUUUUGCUACAAGAAGAACGUGAGCGAGAAUUCGGAGUGACAGGGCCAUGCAUGGAAUAUUUGCUUCAUCACAAGAUCUUGGAAACGUUAUAUACCUUAGGGAAAGCUGACUGUCCUCCAGGAAUGAGACAGCAGGUGUUGGUAUUCUACACUAAACUUCUGGGAAGAAUCCAGCAGCCACUACUCCCACACAUUAAUGUACACAGGCCAGUGCAGAAAUUAAUUCGACUGUGCGGUGAAGUCCUUGCAACACCAACGGAAAAUGAAGAAAUCCAGUUUCUCUGUAUCGUGUGUGCGAAGCUGAAACAAAAUCCCUACUUGGUUAAUUUUUUCCUGGAGAAUAAGUUGAAAUCACUGGCUUCCAAAGGAACACCAGAUGUAAUUUCAGAAGACACAUCGAAAGGUCAAGGUCAGGAUUCCUUGUCAACAGACACGGGACAGUCGUGUCAGCCAGAGGAACUGUCUGGUGCCACGGGGCUGGAGCACGCAGAGUUAGAUGAUGAGCCUCCUCACCAGCUAGAUGACCUGUCCACGAGCCUGGAUAAUCUCACCGUCACCUCACUGCCGGAGGCCACCGUCAUUCGUCCCAACCAGGAUUACAACUUAGUGAAUUCCCUGUUAAAUCUUACUAGAAGUCCCGAUGGCCGAAUAGCUGUGAAAGCCUGCGAGGGCUUGAUGUUGUUAGUAAGUCUGCCGGAGCCUGCGGCCGCCAGGUGCCUCACACAGAGCACUUGCUUGUGCGAACUGCUGACCGACAGACUCGCCUCGCUGUACAAGGCCCUACCUCAGUCAGUGGAUCCGCUAGAUAUCGAGACCGUGGAGGCAAUUAACUGGGGCUUGGACUCAUACAGUCAUAAAGAAGAUGCUUCAGCAUUUCCAGGAAAACGAGCCUUAAUUUCAUUUCUUUCCUGGUUUGAUUAUUGUGAUCAACUCAUAAAGGAAGCACAAAAGACUGCUGCUGUUGCUCUUGCCAAAGCUGUUCAUGAAAGAUUUUUUAUUGGCGUUAUGGAACCUCAGUUGAUGCAAACUUCUGAGAUGGGUAUUCUGACAUCAACUGCCCUGCUCCAUCGCAUUGUUCGGCAAGUAACCUCUGACGUGUUGCUUCAAGAAAUGGUGUUUUUUAUCCUUGGAGAACAGAGGGAACCAGAAACUCUGGCCGAAAUUAGCAGACACCCUUUAAGACAUAGGUUAAUAGAACAUUGUGAUCACAUAUCUGAUGAGAUAAGCAUAAUGACAUUAAGAAUGUUCGAACAUCUCUUACAAAAACCCAAUGAGCACAUUCUUUACAACUUGGUCCUAAGGAACCUAGAAGAAAGAAAUUAUACUGAAUAUAAGCCUGUGUGUCCCGAAGAUAAAGAUGUGGUGGAAAACGGAUUGAUAGCAGGAGCCGUAGAUCUCGAAGAAGACCCGUUAUUUACUGACAUUUCACCAGAUAACACUCUUUCAAAUCAAGAGUGGCUUAGUUCUUCACCUCCUGCUACUCCAGACCACCCCAAAAAUGAUGGGAAAACCGAAGUCCAUAAAAUUGUAAAUAGUUUUCUCUGUCUGGUACCCGAUGAAGCAAAAUCAUCCUACCAUGUCGAGGGCACUGGAUAUGACACCUACCUCCGAGAUGCUCAUAGGCAGUUCCGGGACUACUGUGCUAUCUGCUUAAGAUGGGAGUGGCCUGGGUCUCCAAAAGCAUUGGAAAAGUGCAAUUUAGAAGCUACUUUCUUUGAAGGUCAUUUUUUGAAAGUUUUAUUUGACAGAAUGGGAAGAAUUCUCGAUCAGCCAUAUGAUGUAAAUUUACAAGUCACUUCCGUGUUAUCUAGACUUUCUCUCUUCCCUCAUCCACACAUACACGAGUACCUUUUGGAUCCUUAUGUAAACCUUGCUUCGGGCUGUAGAUCCCUCUUCUCCGUAAUCGUCAGGGUUGUUGGAGACCUCAUGGUUAGAAUCCAGCGUAUUCAAGACUUUACUCCCAAGCUUCUGUUAGUCAGAAAGCGAUUGCUUGGUUUGGAACCUGAAGGCCCUAUUAUUGACCACAUCACAUUGCUGGAGGGUGUGAUCGUGCUAGAGGAGUUCUGUAAGGAGCUGGCGGCCAUCGCAUUUGUGAAAUACCACGCUUCCUCCACCCCGUAAAUAGCAUCCUCCAAAGAACAGAGGGAGCAGAACUGCAGUACGCGUUUCAUCAAAAAAAAGACUCAGCUGCACCCAGCCGAGAGGAUAAAAAAGCCUUUUUAAAUGAAGCACUGCUGUAAGUUGGACAGAACCUUUACGAACACGUGGAGUGGACAUUCUCAGUAAAAUGUUGUAUAAUGUUGUUUUCAUUGGCGUUACCGUGAUGGUUCUCUAUAUAAGAUGGCACAUCCUUGAAUCCAGGAUACAAUCAAAGGAACUUCAGGAAAUAAGCAUCUCUAAUGCCUGUGUGAAAAGCUGCAAAAUUUCUGAUGUCACGACUUUGAAGAUAUUUCUGUUAUUUUAAUAUCCUUUUAGGUAGCAAGGCAUUUUGACUCUGGGACUCAAAUGCUUCUAUUCUUUUGGAUUAAUAAGUAGCAACAAAACAAAACGAAACAAAACUAAUUUUAUAACUUUUUAAGGUCAGAAUUCUUAUCAAACAAAAUAUGAAAAAUAAAAAAACUGUAGAUGAGAAAAAAUACAAUUCAGGAACCAUCGAGUGAGUUGAGUUAAUAUUAGGAGAUAAAAAUGUGUAGAGCACCAUUAACUUUCCUCAGCUUUUCUAAGAAUAACAAUUUAAUAUGAUGAAGAAAUUCUUGAUUAAUAUAAUAUAUAUAUUUUUUAAAGAAACGUUCUUUUACUCUUUUGUGCACAUAGCCAUGUUAGCGAUUGAUUUUCACGUAUGGGUCCCAGUGUAUUUAAACCGUGUCAUUUUUGCAACAAUGUUGAAUUUGUGCUCACCAUUGGUAAUGUUUGCUAAAAUAGUAUUUUUUAGGCUAAUUAACAUACAUUGGGUUGAGAACUUUUUUUUUUCCUUCUAUCUAUCCCUCUCUGAAAGUUGCUUUAUAAAAUUGCUUUGUAAUUUGAUUUCUUAUUGAACUACAUAGGUGGGAACUGACUGAUAACUCUUAGGCAGCAAUCAAAAUGCCAGUGGCCUCCUCAGUGUUUACAUUUAUUUUUUCAUUUUGUUCAGUCUUUCGCUUUAAAUGAUUCUAAAGAGAUUUCAAAAGAAAACCAGCGUGUCCUGUUUACAUGUUAAAGAAUUUGGGUAAAUUGGGUAUAUAUGAAGGACCAGUUCAGUAAGGCUGCGCUGUGCACAGCAUGCUUAUACUUGAUUUACAAAAUGGUGUUUGCUAAUCCGCUUUCUGUUCUUUUAAGUGAUGCUUAUCACUCAAAUACGGCUUUUAAUUUCCUCUUCUUGCUCUCCUCCUCCUCUUCCUGAAAUGUUAAGCAGCAGCACUUUGCUCUUUAUCUUUCUAUUUACUGAUACUUUGAGGGAGUGGACUGUCAGGCUUCCCAGCCUGGAAGGAGCUGUCCCUGCCCCUUGUAACAAGUUGUUUUAUGGAGCACGUUUGCAUACAUAACAUCACGUGGCAUGUGCAUCCAAGCAUGUUUUACGCCUACUGCUAAUUUUGUUGUAUUUGUGUUUCUGAUUUAUUUUCUAGUUAGUUUUGGCUAUUUAUUAAGAGCAGAAUAUCAAAAGAUUACGAAUAUUCUUGGCUCUAGAAUGCUUACCCCUGUUAAACCGAGAAGACGACAUUUCUAAUUUAAUGCAGAUCUUUGUUAACUCAGUCUAAGCACAUUUAUUAAGCAAAACAAGGAAAAGCAAAAGUGGGAGAUAGUCACUUUGUGCAUGAUUUUCUUCAAAUGAUUUUUUAAUGAUGGGAAAGCGUUGUUCAGUUCCCUGUGUUUAUUGAUCAGCCCCCGCGAAGGAACACUGCAGCAUCUCUGUUUUUAGACAUAGUUGUAGUCUACUUUGAUGUAGGUUUAUUGAAAAUAAGGCAUGAAGAGAUACGAGAUAUUUCUUGAUGUUUUCAUAGUGUUCAGUGGAUGUAAUAGCGAUGCUAUUACCUCUAAAGCCAAAUACUACUUUAUUCUUGAUUUCACAAUGGGACCUUAUAGCGAAUAUAUGACACCAAGCUCAGAAAAGCUUUAACUCGUGUGUGUGUGUUGCUUCUUAAAACAUAAUUGUUUUCCUAAGUUAUUGUAAUGAUUUUGAUCUGUAGUCAGCUAAAGCUUAAGGUGUAAGUUGUCUCUCUCCUAAGUUUCUUUUCCUUCUUUCUUCUUGGUAUUUAGUUCAGACAGACCUCGAGCCAGCCAGUUCUCCCAAGGAGCUGGAUUUGUCAGUGAAACAAUGUGCUACGUUCCUAGUCUUUUUCGUACUGCCUUGUGGAAGCCAAAUAUCUCUGUUACUCAGUGCUUGCAAACCAGUGACUCAAAUGCACUGUGCUGGGUGGAAAGUACCACCUUCACAGCCGAUCGCCGUAGCAGGUUCCAAGCCGAACAUUAGCCUUGCUUCGUAUCAAUAGAAAUGGGUGUGCACAUUUUCUUUUAAGCUUCUAACAGGAGAGUCUUUGAUUUCAUUUUUAGUAAUGAGCCACAUUCUUUACUUGAUAGAACUCAGAUUUGUCCUUAGGCAGUUAUCACGUAGUACUCCCAUUAUAACUCUGUAACGUUUUCAUAAUGUAUCUGUCUGUGCAAUAUGGAAGCUGUGAGAGGGUUCAUAGCUCUUUGGUUUAAUUGUACAUUAUGUGUGUGUACAUGUGUACAUAUAUAUAUAUGUGUGUGUGUAUAUAUAUAUAUAUGUGUAUAUAUAUAUAUAUAUAUAUAAAAGGACCAAAUCCUUAGCUUGCUUACACUGUUGCUAGUGUAAAGAUUGUUACACUUCAUUUUACAGGGCACAAAUUAUGGAAUUACUUUGUAAUUCAGGGUGACAUAUUUCCAUAAAUUAUUGCAUUAAUGUAUAACUACCAUUUAAUUAUGAAGUUCACAGGCAUUGACAAGUUGCAGUGAAGUGAAAAAACAACAAGUUAUAUGGUAGUUAUAUUUUGGGUUUUACAAUUAAUCAAAAUAUGCAUGUCAUUGAGACACUCGAUGUGUUAAAACAUGAUAGAUAAUCAUAUUUCUGGGCCCUGUAAAAAUAGUGUUACUGUAAUGCUCUGUUUGGCCUCCUGCCUUGUUUACAUUAAACAAAGGAUAUUUGGUAAAUUUUUCUAUCAAACAUUGUGUAGGUUACUGACAGUGUUACCAUGGCCUGGAAUUCUUGGGCCACCUAUGAAGAAAAAGUCUUCAGAUGGUGAUCGUGUACCUACUAUCUCUUCAAAAGGAGGUUGUGAUCAAGUUCAACUUUUUGUGCUGAUGAUGCAUGCAGGACUAAGAGGGAUAAUCUAAAAAUAAAUAAUGUAAUUUAAGCAAA
Molecule: messenger RNA, 6252 nt
Organism: Leopardus geoffroyi (Geoffroy's cat)
Lineage: Eukaryota; Metazoa; Chordata; Mammalia; Carnivora; Felidae
Gene: FHIP2A
Product: FHF complex subunit HOOK interacting protein 2A
Exons: 17
Coding region: 723-3020 (765 amino acids)
Source: RefSeq, a predicted model, not a curated record